Molecule: messenger RNA, 3320 nt
Organism: Dendroctonus ponderosae (mountain pine beetle)
Lineage: Eukaryota; Metazoa; Arthropoda; Insecta; Coleoptera; Curculionidae
Gene: dor
Product: vacuolar protein sorting-associated protein 18 homolog
Exons: 21
Coding region: 250-3219 (989 amino acids)
Biological process (GO): lysosome organization; endosome organization; organelle fusion
Cellular component (GO): HOPS complex; endosome
Molecular function (GO): protein-macromolecule adaptor activity
Source: RefSeq, a predicted model, not a curated record
UCUUGUUUGUCUGUUUGUCUUGUCUCUGAAACUGACAACAAAAUAAGCCUUUUUCUGUGCUGACAACUAUAGACAAAACAGCUGAUGCUAUUAGUGUUUAAUGUUUACCUUUAAAUUUGGAAAAUAUUAAAUUUUCAGAGACAAGGCUUGCUUUCCAUGUGACAUUUUAGUGCAAGAAGAAGAGAGGUUUUGUUUUAGAAUUUCAACCAAUUUUAGUUAAAGAGGUAAAGCUUGAUCGAAACUAGAAAAAUGACGAGUUUAUUUGAUCAGCUUGAGCAAGUUUCACUGAGAACUAAAGGAUCAUCAGAUUUGUCAAGUCUUGGGGUAAUGGACGUGCUUUUGGAUGAAGAGCCUGCAAUUUUUACGAAAUCUAAAAAGGAUUUUACACCUUUAGAUAAAGUAACACAUGUUGUUAUUGCCAAUAAGUUUAUGGUUCUGGCAAUGGCAAACAAUGUUCUGUUUAGAAUGAACUUGCAUAGUCCUUCAGAAAGAAAUGAAAUCUCAUUGAAUAAAUACACUCAAGGAAAGCUUACCAAUCUCUUUCUAGACCCAACAGGAAAUCAUUUAUUCUUAACGUUCGCCUCUAAGUCUAAGUCCACAGAAAUGCCAGAGUUGAUGUACUUAUCAAGAAAAUCUGAUAAAAUUAAGACUAGUGGCAAGUUUAGGGGUAACGAGUUUACUGCAAUUGGGUGGAAUAACAUGAACGAGUCUGAUAGCACUACAGGCCCUAUUUUACUUGGCACAUCAAAAGGGCUAAUUUUUGAAACCGAAAUAUCACUUGAAGGAGACAAAUUCUUUGCACCUAGUUUGGAGCAAUAUUGGAGACAACUUCCUAAUUAUCUACCCUUGUAUGGUAACAAGGAAGUCGACGGAUUGGUAUUCGAUAUUGGAAAAAACAGCAACACUCCAGUAACCACUUUGGAAUAUUUUCAAGUGCCUGGUACUAAUAAGUACAUGAUAUUUGCGGCCACGCCCUCAAGAUUAUAUUACUUUUAUGGAUCCGCUGAAAUGGAAGAAAAACCGGUUCUUCAACAGGUGUUUCAGAAAUAUCUGAAUGUUCCCGAAACUGAUAUAUUUCUGGCAUCUGAAAGCAGGUUGGGCUAUUCGCGGUUACAAUUCUGGUCUGAAAACUUAAUAACUCCAAAUCAAUUUGCAUGGGUAACGGAAAAGGGAAUUUACUUCGGCCAGAUCGAUGAUUUAAAAGACAACCGAAUUGCCACUGUAAAGGACAAGGUUUCUCUUCUACCUUAUCCCAAGCCUUUAUACGAAGACUAUUCCCAAUCGCCAAAGUACCCAAUUGCUAUUGCUUUAACAGAAUUUCACAUUUUACUUGCCUAUACUGAUAGUAUUAAAGGAAUGUGUUUACUCAGCAAAGAAGUUGUAUAUGAAGAUCAAUAUAAUGAAGCCUUUGGAAAAUUGGUCAGUGUUAUAAGAGAUUCUAGAACAGGAGAUAUAUGGGCGUUAUCAGAAAACGCAAUGUUUCGUUUUAAAGUGCACCGUGAAGAACGCAAUAUUUGGCAAAUUUUCUGUGCCAAUAACCAAUUUGAUCUAGCGAAAAAAUAUUCUAGAGGAAAUGAAGUUUGUUAUAAUCAGGUUCUACUAAAGGAAGCUGACAUGUUGUUUGAACAAAAGGAGUACAUUUUGAGUGCCCAAAGAUUUGCAGAAGCGCAAUCAUCUUUUGAAGAAAUAUGUCUAAAGUUUCUGAAAGUGGACGAACCAGAUUCCUUAAAGAUUUUUCUACGAAAUAAACUGAGUGCUUUGGAUCCAAAACAAAAAACUCAAAUUACCAUGUUAGUGGUCUGGGUGGUGGAGCUUUAUUUGACAAAAUUAGAAGAAAUUCGGUUACAAGGCCUGGAAAAAUCCGCCAGUUAUGACGAGGUUCAAAAACAGUUUGAAACUUUUAUCGCACUUCAAGAAGUUGCUGAUUGUAUUCGUAGCAACAAGUCCACCAUUUACGAAUUGAUGGAGAGUCACGGAGAUAAGGGCAAUCUCAUCAAGUUAACUAUCGUAAGCAAGGAUUUUGAGCGACUGAUUCGCCAUCAUAUUUUCAAAAACAACUUCCGCGAUGCUUUAGAGGUAUUAAAGAGUCAAAACAACUUUGAGCUCUACUAUCAAUUUGCCCCAGUUUUAAUGCAAGAAGUGCCGAAACCUUUGGUUAACACUCUCAUAGAUCAGGGCAAGAAAUUGGGCCCUCUUCGGCUAUUACCUGCUUUGGUAUCUUGUAAUGGAGAAUUGCAUUCUUUAGAAGUCAUCAGGUAUCUAGAGUUUUGUAUCGUUAAAUUGAAAAAUGCCGACAAGGCUAUACACAAUUUAUUAGUCUCAUUAUAUGCUAAAUACGACUCAAAGAAACUUAUGGAAUACCUCAAUUCACAGGGUCAAGAAGUGAGCUUGAUCAAUUACGACGUAUAUUUCGCUUUACGACUCUGUGCGGAGCAACAGCAAAAUGAAGCCUGUGUAAAACUUUACGCUUUACUAAACCUGUGGGAAUCGGCUGUGGAUUUGGCUCUUAAGGUAAAUUUGGAAUUGGCAAAAACUAUGGCUGACAUGUCUCCGGAGAAUGACCUGGAAUUAAAAAAGAAACUGUGGCUUAAAAUAGCUCAACAUGUCGUUAGCGAGAAGAACGAUAUUCAGGAAGCUAUGAAAUACCUAAGCGAUCUAAUCAAAAUCGAAGAUAUACUGCCGUUCUUUUCCGACUUCUUAACUAUUGACCAUUUUAAAGACGCAAUUUGUAAUUCACUUAGAGAAUAUAAUCAGAAGAUUCAGGCUUUGAAGGAAGAAAUGGAAGAAGCAACCAAUUCCGCAGAGCAAGUGCGGAAUGAAAUUCAUUCGUUUCGUAAUUGUUUUACAUAUAUAAACAGUGCAGAUAAAUGCGAAGUUUGCAAUAUGAUUCUAAUGGUGAGACCAUUUUAUUUUUUUCCCUGCAACCAUAUGUUUCAUUCGGACUGUUUAUUGGCUGAACUAGAGCCCUGUCUUGGAAUGACUAAGAGAAAUCGACUUUCCGAUUUAGAAAAACAAUUGGAAUCUUUAAAUACUCAAUCGAACUCUGAUAACAACAGCACGGGCUUAUCAGGGAUGACAAGGCGUGAUCAAGUAAAAGCAGAAAUCGAUAAUAUUAUCGCUUCAGAGUGUUUGUAUUGUGGAGAAAAUAUGAUACGAAAUGUCGACAAACCCUUCAUAGAAGAUUUUGAAUAUGAAUCUAUCACCAGGGAGUGGCAAUAACUUUAUAUCCUGUGUAAUUUUACUACAUAUAUAGAUAAUUAUUUACUACGCUUAUUAUUUAUACUCACUUAAAAAAUAUAUUAAUUUACAGUAGGCUUAAA